Messenger RNA from Quercus lobata, 1002 nucleotides. RefSeq lists its product as uncharacterized. NCBI's taxonomy places the organism in Eukaryota, Viridiplantae, Streptophyta, Magnoliopsida, Fagales, Fagaceae. Bases 1 to 1002 code for a protein of 333 amino acids. The transcript has 2 exons. The record is from RefSeq and is a predicted model, not a curated record.
AUGACACCCAUUCGCUUCAUAUCCACUAGUACUAUCCGGGCAGCAGUGAGUCCUAACGAGUUAACUCGAAGGAUUGCGUUAACUCCAUGGGAUCUCCAGAUGCUCUUAGUUGAUCAUGUCCGAAAGGGUCUCCUUUUCUUCAAAGCGACACCUUCACAAGAAGAAGAACUACAAGGUAACAGUGUGAUUGAUCACCUAAAAACCUCUCUGUCCCGCACAUUAGAUAUGUUCUGCCCUCUUGCUGGUCGCCUUGUCUUGGUUGAAAACAAUGAUGACAAAACCAGCUCUUUCUUUGUUGAUUGCAAUAACCUUGGAGACCAGUUUGUUCAUGCGGUGGUUGAUGAUGUUACUGUGGCAGAUAUCCUUGAUCCCAUAUAUGUUCCACACAUUGUCAACUCCUUCUUUCUGAUGAAUAGCGUAUUGAAUUACGAUGGCACUUCCAAGCCAUUGUUAGCUGUGCAAGCAACUGAGCUUGAUGAUGGUAUUUUCAUCAGCUGCACUUUAAGCCAUUGUGUAGUCGAUGGUAGUUCAUUUUGGCAUUUCUUUAACACUUGGUCUGAAAUAUCUAGAGGUAAUAAUAUUGAUCCCACAUCACAAUCUGCUCCAAUUUUCCAACGUUGUUAUUUUGAUGGUAUUAUUGAUUUCCCACUGUUAAACUUGAAGAAGUGGAUAAUAGUAGCAAGUUUUCCAAACAAAGUUUGUUUUUCGUUUUCUUUCUCACUCAUGGCUUCCGAUUCCACAAACAAUACUCAAUCUCAAACUGCACAUUCAGUGCCUUCUUCAAGUGCAGCAAUGGCAGAUGAAUCUGCGAAUAAUCCUUUCUUUCAUCCAACGAAUGAAAAUCUUGGUCUCAUUCUCACUUCACAACCUCUGACUGGUCCUGAGAAAUAUAUGAGUCGGGCAAGAUCUGUGUUCUUGGUUUUGAGUGCCAGAAACAAGUUUGGAUUUGUGAAUGGAUCAAUUCCCGAGCCUAAUCCAUCUUCUCCAUUGUUUAAUUCUUAG